This is a messenger RNA of Salpingoeca rosetta, 822 nucleotides long. Its product is annotated as histone H4. Gene Ontology annotation, molecular function: structural constituent of chromatin; protein heterodimerization activity; DNA binding. Gene Ontology annotation, biological process: nucleosome assembly. The transcript has a single exon. The record is from RefSeq and is a predicted model, not a curated record. Gene Ontology annotation, cellular component: nucleosome. The coding region runs from base 186 to 497 and encodes 103 amino acids. Lineage: Eukaryota; Choanoflagellata; Craspedida; Salpingoecidae.
UGAAUUUUCUUUCGUGUCCGCGCUGCACAGCGCACAGCACAGCACAGCGCAGCACACAGCAGCGGAUACAAGCGCGACAGUUGAAGCAGAGACAUUCAUUUUCUCAACUGCAUUCAACCAAGCACUCCAAGCAAGCCAGCAAGACUCCUCCUCUUCUUCCAACCAACCAACACCUACCUCAAAUCAUGUCUGGACGUGGCAAGGGCGGCAAGGGCCUCGGAAAGGGUGGUGCCAAGCGCCAUCGCAAGAUCCUCCGCGACAACAUCCAGGGUGUGACCAAGCCCGCCAUCCGCCGUCUCGCUCGCCGUGGUGGUGUCAAGCGCAUUUCCGGCCUCAUCUACGAGGAGACCCGCUCUGUGCUCAAGACCUUCCUCGAGAACGUCAUCCGUGACGCCGUCACCUACACCGAGCACGCUCGCCGCAAGACCGUCACCGCCCUCGACGUCGUCUACGCUCUCAAGCGCCAGGGCCGCACCCUCUACGGCUUCGGCGGUUAAGCGAGCCAACCUCCACACUCACUUGCACGCAACGCAUGCACAAUCUUCAUUGUGUCAUGCUUUCGUCCUGUCUUGCCCAUCUCUCUACCACUUGUCCCAUAACCUUGAUUGAUUGACCUUGUAUAAGCAUGUUGUGAUUUGCUGCUUGUCCACUGGCACGGCACACUUCAUGUUUAGACUGUCUUCUCCCCCUCCCUAAGCGUGUGUUCUGUUUUGCCCUGAGAAUGAUGUGAGCUGCGCUACGUUUCUUCUCUUUGUUGGCGUGUGCGCGCUCCUCUUCUUUGAUGAACUGGGAUCCACACCAUUAAACCUCCCCCCAAACUUA